AUGAAGCAUGUUAGCUGGUAUCGAAAAGAAUCUGGUGGGCUAUUUACCCUACACGCCGUAUACCAGGCGUUUAAGGAAGGGCAGCCAGCAGAAACGGUGUUCGAGCGACUCACAUCGCUCGGAUACGUCUACGAGGAAGACCAUCGCGCAAUGGUCGCGUUCAUGUACAACAAAGUUGCCGAAGAGCUCUUGUAUAAGCCGGACGACGACGCUUCCGGUAUGCUGAUGGCUAUGAAGUGGAAGGCGUUGGGGUGGCAGCCGAAGAAAGUCGCCAAGAUGUUGAACAUUAACCUGAAGAUAUCGCUUGUAGGGGUGAAACAUUCGGCGGUGCAAUGGCUUCGCUACGUCAAGCUGUUGCGAGAGGAGGGCUCGAAGCUUGCGCUUUCCGUUGGUGAAUCGUGGUGGCUUUUGCUCGUUGAAAUGGAUACAGUGACAAAGGAACAAUUCCUCAACUAUGCUCAGUCUCGUGGCGUGGCUCAGCCGCAACUUAAGCCCGGAGUUGCGGCUUCGAGCCCGACGUGA
Hyaloperonospora brassicae is the source of this 522-nucleotide messenger RNA. NCBI's taxonomy places the organism in Eukaryota, Oomycota, Peronosporomycetes, Peronosporales, Peronosporaceae. The record is from the annotation of a GenBank genome assembly.